AUGGAGCUGAUGGAAGGGAAAAAUUCCUGCAAGAAACUCCUCACUCUCAUGCUCUUCAGCUUCAUACUCAGCUUCUGUCUCUUUGUUUCUUUUCGUCAAUAUGGGACUCCYGAGCCAGAGCAGAAUAGUUCCCAAUCCUGUGCACAAAUAACCCCCACUGAAAAUAACAGCACCUUGGCAAAAAGCAAGCAUGGAAUAACCAUUGUGCUGUGGACCUGGCCCUUUGAGCAGCGCUUUAAUUUCAGGAACUGUUCAGAGCUCUACAGCACACCAGACUGCCGCUUCACCGUCAACCGCACAUGGUUACACAAGGCAAAUGCUGUGAUUGUGCACCACAGGGAUGUGCUUAGAAAUCCAGCGGAACUGAGCAAGGCCACUAGAACCCCUUCCCAGCGCUGGAUCUGGUUCAACCUGGAGUCGCCCACUAACUCACCCAACCUGCGYGCCAUGGACAACCUCUUCAACCUCACCAUGUCCUACCGGAGGGACUCGGAUAUCUUCAGCCCCUAUGGGGAGCUGCAGAUCCUUGAGCAACCCCAGCCCUUCAGCAUCCCUCCCAAGUCCAAGCUGGUAGCCUGGGUGGUCAGCAACUGGCAGACACAUUUGUACCGCGUGAAGUACUACCAGCAGCUGAAGCAGCACAUCGCCGUGGACGUUUACGGGCAGCACCAUCAGCCCCUGGCCUCAGACCAGCUCCUGUCCACCUUGGCUCAGUACAAGUUCUACUUGGCCUUUGAGAACUCACAGCACGAAGACUAUAUCACUGAGAAGGUCUGGAGGAACGCCUUGUCUGCUGGCACCGUCCCUGUCGUCCUCGGGCCACCGCGGAACAACUACGAGCGCUUUCUGCCCCCUGAUGCCUUCAUCCACRUUGACGACUUUGCCAGUGCCCGGGACCUGGCACGGUACCUGCAGGAGCUGAGCGAGGACUCGGAGAGAUACAAGCGCUACUUYGAGUGGCGGCAACGGCUGAAGCCUGUGGUCACAUCUGGGUGGGCAACGCACGUCUGCCGAGCCUGUCAUUUCCUGCAGUCGGAGGCCAGGUACCAGGUGGUGACCGAGCUGUCUAAAUGGUUUCUGUAA
This is a messenger RNA of Nothoprocta perdicaria, 1083 nucleotides long. Its product is annotated as galactoside 3(4)-L-fucosyltransferase-like. The coding region runs from base 1 to 1083 and encodes 360 amino acids. The transcript has a single exon. NCBI's taxonomy places the organism in Eukaryota, Metazoa, Chordata, Aves, Tinamiformes, Tinamidae. Gene Ontology annotation, cellular component: membrane. The record is from RefSeq and is a predicted model, not a curated record. Gene Ontology annotation, molecular function: alpha-(1->3)-fucosyltransferase activity.